Molecule: messenger RNA, 5197 nt
Organism: Baudoinia panamericana UAMH 10762
Lineage: Eukaryota; Fungi; Ascomycota; Dothideomycetes; Mycosphaerellales; Teratosphaeriaceae
Exons: 3
Coding region: 1-4710 (1569 amino acids)
Biological process (GO): siRNA processing
Cellular component (GO): RISC complex; nucleus; cytoplasm
Molecular function (GO): RNA binding; ATP binding; ribonuclease III activity
Source: RefSeq, a predicted model, not a curated record
AUGGCGGACCAAAGUGCCGCGGUGACAGAGAGUAGAGAUCUGCACGAGUUCAGCGAUGAUGAGCUCCCGCAUGCGCCGGCGUCGCUUACUGAGCGCCGGCGAGCACAGAAAGCAAAGUUCGAAGAGUGGCUUACUAGCACAGAUAUCUUGGAGGCGCUGAAGCCGAAGGCGAAGAAUGUCGACGCUAAAGAAGCCGCUGAUGAGCAGCUUUCGAUCGAGAAACUGAUGGCCAAGCAAGGCGCCGAGAUCAUCAAAAAUCCACGAGAAUAUCAGUGGGAGCUUUUUCAGAGAGCACAGAAGUCCAACACAAUCGCUGUUCUUGAUACGGGCUCGGGCAAGACGCUCAUUGCUGUAUUACUGCUGAAAUGGAUCAUCGAUGUAGAAUUGGAACGCAGGGCAACUGGUGAGCAACCCCAAAUUGCGUUCUUUCUCGUGGCUAGCGUCACGCUCGUCUACCAGCAGCUCGCUGUUCUUCAACAGAAUCUGGAUCAUCCCGUCGCCAGGGUCUGCGGUGCUGAUGGUGUCGACAACUGGAGCAAGGCAAGGUGGAUGAAGCUGUUUGUGGAGAACAAGGUGAUAGUUGCUACUGCUGACGUGCUGCAUGCGUGCCUUGCGCACAGCUUCAUUUCCAUGAAACAGAUCAGCUUACUCAUCUUCGACGAGGCACAUCACGCGAAGAAGAACCAUGCCUAUGCACGGAUCGUCAAAGACUUCUACCUGUCGGAAGACGAAGGAAGGCGUCCAAGGAUUUUCGGCAUGACGGCAAGCCCGAUUGAUGCCAAGACAGAUGUCGUCCAGGCAGCAAGCGAGCUCGAGAGCCUGCUUCACUCUCAGAUUGCAACGACCGCGGACAUGAGUCUUGUCGAGGCGGUCAAGAAGCCGAAAGAGCACGUCUUCCAGUACGACGCCUUGCCGACCACUGGCUCAGAGACCGACUUUCUGAGAUCCAUAAAAACUCGUUUCGCCGUACCGGCAAUGUUCGACGGCAUCUGCAGGCAAAGCGUUGAAAUCUCCAGGCAUCUUGGCCGGUGGUGUGCUGAUUUGUACCUGGCCAAUGCUUUGUCUGAGCGAAAACUUCCUCAAUACGAGCUUGAGGCGGACAGGAAGUAUUACUAUCGAGACGGAGGAAAGCGGGACAGUCCGAUGCUUUCCGAGAAUGAGGACAGCAUCAGCACAUCUCGACGCACGCCCAUCGAGAUAGCAGUGGGAAGCAAUAUCUCGCAGCUUGACAAACGACAGGCGGUCAUACGCGCCAUCAUUGCAUUCGUGGAAUCGGAGCAGUCAAAGCACGCGGCAAUACGAAACGAAACUGACUUUAGUCCGAAGGUCUUGGGAUUGAAGCGGUUCUUGGCUCCAGAGUUCGAGACUCCAAGCUCGCGCCGGUGCAUAGUGUUCGUAGAGAGACGCCAUACAGCGCGGUUGCUCAGUGCGACAUUCAAGCGCUUUGGCGUGCCAAAUCUGCGGCCUGGCUUCCUCGUUGGGGCCAACAACCCGGAGAUGGACGAGGAUAACUUUACGACCCCCAUGCAAGUUCUCACCAUGGCCAAGUUUCGCAGCGGCGAGAUCAACUGCCUGUUCUGCACUACGGUCGCCGAGGAGGGAUUAGACAUUCCGGACUGCAACCUGGUAAUACGAUUCGACAUGUAUCGCACAAUGAUUCAGUACGUGCAGUCCCGCGGCCGAGCCCGGCAGCGUAAUUCAAAGUUUCUGCACAUGGUCGAGAAGGGCAACUCUGUGCAUGCCGAACUGCUCCUCCAGGUUAGAGCCCAAGAGAGAGCCAUGCGACGCUUUUGCCAAUUGCUACCAGAAAACCGGAGACUGUACGGUAACGAAGGCAUCUUGGAAACUCUGAUGACGAAGGAGAAGGCGCUUCGUACAUACAUUGAGGAGUCGACCGGCACAAAGUUAACAUACGGAAACGCGCUUGUGUGCCUCGCCAAUUUUAUCUCUUCAAUUCCAACAGACACAGACGAUAUGCUGCAGCCCACCUACAUCGUCAACAGCCACGGCGAGAAGUUCGUCGCCGAAGUACUACUGCCCGGCAACGCUCCGAUCAGGUCUGCCAUCGGCAAAGUCUGCACGAAGAAGCUUCUCGCCAAGUGUUCUGCCGCGUGGGAAGCAUGCCGUGAGUUGCGUAGGAAGGAGUAUCUGGACGAACAUCUGAUGCCAAUCUAUCAGAAGAAGCUACCCGCCAUGCGGAAUGCGCUACUGGCCGUCAACAUGAAGACAACCAACAUGUACGUUAUGAAGACGAAGCCCUCUAUGUGGGAGCAGACAAGAGGCACGCUACCAUCCAAGCUAUACGUGUCGAUGAUUGACUUUCCAGAUGGCCUGGAGCACCCCAACCGACCGCUUGCGUUGCUCACACGGCCUCCAAUGCCGCACUUUCCGGCCUUUCCAGUCUUCUUGACUGACGGGCGCCCUUCAAGCGUGCGAUCUUCAGUUUUCGAUCAACCUAUCGGCGUCAACGAGCAACAGCUCGACAAACUGUCAGCUUUCACAUACCGCAUCUUCAAGGACGUAUUCUCCAAGACGUACGACUACCAGCCUGCACAUUUAUCGUAUUGGCUUGGACCGGCCAAAGCGGGCCUCGAAUUAAGCAAAAUGAGUGGUAACGCUCAGAACUUCGAAGCGAGCAACGCCAUAGACUGGGCGCUAGUUGAUGAGGUGUUCACGCACGAGGAAUACAAGUGGACGCCAGGGGCAGACUCAAACUUCCUCGUGGACAAGUUCGUCGUGGAUUCGUGGGACGGCAGCCGCAAGUUCUUCUCCAUCGCUGUUUGUCGGGAUAUGAAGCCCCUGGACCCUGUUCCGCCGGACACAGCGAAGGCCAAGUGGGAUGCGAACAUCUUGGAGUACAGCAACAGCCUCUUCAAGCAGGCUCGAGCACGCCGAGAGGGCACCUGGAACCUUGACCAACCCGUCCUUGAGGCUGUAAAGAUCCUGCUUCGUCGGAACAUGCUGGCUACACCAGAGAAGAAGGAGCUUACCCUCCGGACGAAAGCCUUCCUCUGUCCCGAGCCUUUGCGCAUCUCUGCAUUGCCUCCAGCUGUGGCGACCUCCUGCUUUGCCUGGCCAGCGAUUAUUCACCGCCUAGAAUCAUAUCUCAUAGCGCUUGAGGCUAGCAAGAUGAUCGGCGUGGACUGCUCACCUCAGAUGGCGCUCGCAGCAAUGACGAAGGACUCCGACAAUAGCGGUGACCAUGACAAGCAGGAACAUAUCAACUUCCAGCAUGGCAUGGGCGAAAACUACGAACGUCUCGAGUUCAUCGGCGACACGUUUCUGAAGACCGCCACGUCCAUCUCAACGUUCAUUCAGAACCCGAACGACAAUGAGUUCGAGUUUCACGUCAAACGGAUGCUGAUGCUGUGCAACCAGAACUUGUUCAACGUGGCGAAGGAGCUGAAGCUCUAUGAGUACGUCAGGAGCAUAGCAUUCUCUCGACGACUCUGGUACCCAGAAGGCCUCAAGCUGCUUGAAGGCAAAGGCGCGAACAAGCAGGAAGAAACGUCCGUUAUCAAGCACUCCCUUGGCGAGAAGACGAUCGCAGAUGUAUGCGAAGCUCUCAUUGGGGCCGCAUAUGUCACGCAUGAUCGGCCCGGAGACCAGUGGCAGCCGAGCCACUGGGAGAACGCUGUCCGUGCCGUGACAAGGCUCGUCAACAGCGCCGAUCAUACAAUGUUGACGUGGAGUGACUAUAUCGCCGCUUACGAGAAGCCAUCGUAUCAGACUGGCGAGGUGUCUGCUUCGCAACGUGAUCUGGCGGAGAAGGUUGAGCGAGAGCACCCGUACCACUUCAAGUACCCUCGAUUGCUACGUUCAGCAUUCAUACACCCGUCCCAGCCGGUUAUGUACGAGAAGGUACCAAACUACCAGCGGCUGGAGUUCUUAGGGGAUGCACUGCUGGACAUGGCAAGCAUCGCGUAUCUCUUUCACCGCUACCCUGAUAGAGAUCCACAGUGGUUGACGGAGCACAAGAUGGCAAUGGUCUCGAACAAGUUCUUGGGUGCCGUGUGCGUUAACGUCGGCUUCCACUUACACCUUCGCCACAGUUCUGCUAUACUGCAGCAUCAGAUCGCCGACUACGCUAUCGAGUUGCUAGAGACGAAGCGGGUAGCUGGUGAUGCCAAAGACUACUGGACGACCGUCUCAGAUCCACCCAAGUGUCUUCCCGACAUCGUGGAGGCGUAUGUGGGAGCGGCCUUCAUCGAUUCAAAUUUUGACUACAAUGUAAGCAGCACAAUGGGUAACUUCACACACAAUCUCGUCUGGGAUGCAGCUAACCUUGCUACCAUCAACGUUCAGGUCGUGCGAGAUUUCUUCGACAUGCACAUCAAGGGCUACUUCGAAGACAUGAGCAUCUACGAUACCUUUGCGAACAAUCACCCGUGCACGCAUUUGCACAAUCUCCUCCAGCAGACCUACGCGUGUCAGGAGUACAGACUGAUGGCGAAGGAGCUCCCAUCCGUUGACACGGUGGACAGGAAGGACGUGGUGGCGGCAGUGAUGGUGCACGAUGAGGUCGUAGCUUUCAGCAAAGGCAGGUCUGGGCGGUACGCAAGAUUGAGGGCGGCACAAAUGGCAAUUGAGGUGAUCGAUGGAUUGGCGCCAUUUGAGUUUCGUAGUCGAUUCGGGUGUGAUUGUACGUUGAUGGAGACUGCUGAGAAGGAGACGGUGAACAAUGCAGCGCAUGCUGAUUGUAACGUCUGAUAGUGCGCGGUUGGUUGGUGCACUCGGCACAGCCUGCCAUGUGAUGGCGUGCUUCGCGCAUAAGCUCAAGCCGCAAAACUUAACAACGAUGGCACUCCGGCUGAGGUUCCUACUGGGCAUGGUUUUGCCUCGGCAUGCACGACCUUGGCCGCUGAGACAGCCAUUCAGAGUCUCGGCGUCAGUCUUCGCAAAGCAAAGUCUAGCUUGGGACACGGUUUCUGCGAUUCGUGAGGAUGUUCAUCAGUUCUCUUUCGUUCGGGAUCUCGUAUCCAUUGCAUUGCAACGAAGGAAGCCUGACCGGAAAUUCCGCGCUACCAGCAUCCACACUCGCAUUUCAUCCUUAACGCGGGCACACUACAGGCGGCCACCGCCGUGAUCAACGAAACGCAGGUGCAAUAUCGCUCGCCUUAACCGUCGUAAAAGCCAAGUGAAGGUCGAUACUUCCAGGUUCUCCCUCACUGCAACAACACAAAGGGUCGAAUUUCUG